This is a messenger RNA of Leishmania mexicana MHOM/GT/2001/U1103, 1218 nucleotides long. RefSeq lists its product as hypothetical. The transcript has a single exon. Bases 1 to 1218 code for a protein of 405 amino acids. The record is from RefSeq and is a predicted model, not a curated record. Lineage: Eukaryota; Euglenozoa; Kinetoplastea; Trypanosomatida; Trypanosomatidae.
AUGCUUCGGCGCGCACAGCGCUUGGCGCUUUCGUGCGCACUAUCAACUCGCCGAAGCACGCACGCAUUGAACAUAUCAGACUCCGCCGCUCUGAAUCGCUCACAGUCCGACCAACGGUUGGUGCAGCCCGCUGAGAUUGUCAGGGAAACAGUGCACCCGAGCAAAGCCGAAGAUGCACUGAAAAAUAGUAGCGUCGACCCAGAGGAUGUGAAUGUGAUGAGCAAGAGGGAUAUCGAGUGCAUUGAGUUGCGCAAGCUCCAGUACAUGCACUCGCAGGACGGACCAUUUAUCGGUUCGCGGACGAAAGACAGUACACCGGAUCAAGUAAGCUUCCGAAAACGUAGACACAUCGUUCGAGUUCCUCAACCGGAGUUGGAGUACCGUCCAAACGAAACAUCAUUUAGGCGCCUCCCAAAAAACUACAUCCUCCCCAAUGAGUUCGAGCUUCGCGUACUUUAUCCGAUGUCGACAAGCCUAAAGAUCAUCGAAGGAAAAGCAGACUGCGUCGAUCACAGUGCAUUCGACAUUGACGAAGAUCCAUCGCCCAUCGCAUACAGUAUGAUAGCGCCGCCAGAUUGGAAGCCGGAUAUGGAGUACCCAUAUAUGGUUGUGCUCCCCGAUCACCGCGGCAUUCCGCGUGACUUUGAGGAUGUGUGCGCCAACUUUUUCGAGCGUCCCUCUCAUUACGAGUUGAUGGCUCAGCAAAGGUGGGUCAUUCUCUCCCCCGUUGUGAACCUUCGACAUAAUAUGCAUGUUCCUGUGGAGGGGGUGGUGGCGAGAUUUUGCGACUGGGUGAAGGACAACUUCCGCGUCGAGAAUGGGAGGGUGCAUCUUUUCGGCAAAGGCAACGGUGGCUAUGUUGCACUGCGAACCGUGCUGGAGCACAAAGACGUAGCCCUUAGUGUCACUGCCAUCCUAGGCCGCAGCGGCUCGCCUUUUAGGCCAUUCGAUCGAGCACAAGAUAAGGUGAAGAACUACAAUGGUGUUCACAGUCUUGUGUAUGUGCCUGGGCUGCUGAGGAAGCAAGACUGGUACUACAAGUUCAAGUUCAUGCUGGACAUGGCACGGGUGCGCCCACCUCUUAGGAAUAUUCAUUUUGCUGAUGUACGGGAUCAUCAAGUGUACUAUGCCAUUAAUCCACAGGAGUUUUGGAACCACAUGCAGUAUUUUCGUAAGUACAACAUGCGGAUGAUUACAGAGAGUGGCUAUUCCAUUUAG